ACACGGUGGAAAGGUCAUUUUUAACCUGUGAGAAGUGGUCCGACGUUCUUUUAUGAAAAGAAAAUUUACGAGAUUUAUUUUCAGUACCGAUGUGAAUAAUUUACUGCUAAAAACACAAAAUUCUUUUUUACAUGAGCAAACCUUACACUUAAAAUAAAUGAAAAACAGUUGGAUUCGUCAUAUACAUGUACAUGUAUCACGUAAGUCGUUGAACAUUUAUUUCUCGGACACGAUUUGUGGGGAGACCGUCAAACAGCAUGGAUAAUGGCGGCCCAGAGAAAACAGAACAACUGCUGCUACAUCAUGGAUAAUGGCGGCCCAGAGAAAACAGAACAACUGCUGCUACAUAUGCCAUCAAAUAUUGUCUAGUAAACAAAGACUUAAUUCUCAUCUAAAAGCUUGUCAUGAUAUAUGUGGAUAUGAAGAAAAGAGGUACAAGCUUUAUAACACUGAUGCAUCUAUUCCCGUUCCGCGCAGUACACAGUACAGACAAAGAAAAAAUGAUGGACAGAAUGCCACACAUCAUCAAAUUCAAGCAUCAACUUCAAGCAAUGUAUCUCUGGUUGCUAUUGAUGGUGAAGACAACAUUGAUGGUGAUGACAACAUUGAUGGUGAUGACAACAUUGAUGGUGAUGACAACAUUGAUGAUGAUGACAACAUUGAUGGUGAUGACAACAUUGAAGUUGAUGACAACAUUGAAGUUGAUGACAACAUUGAAGUUGAUGACAACAUUGAAGUUGACAAAAUUGAUGGUGAUGAAUAUGCCGAAGCUGAUGUUAACAUUGAUGAAAACAGCAACAGUGAUGAUGAAAGUGAAUAUGAUUCUAGUAGUUUUGAGGAGUGUGCCUAUGAUAGUUUUGAUGAUUCAGAUGGUAACGAUGAAGAGAAAGAUGAAGAGGCUUCAAAUCAGAAAUGCAACAUUUUGAAAAAGAGUCUUAUACCACCACAUUUCACUGAAAAACAUGAAAAGAGCAUGGCACUUCUCUCUUACCUGAUGAAACAUCACGUGAGUGGUCAAUCAACAUCAGACUUGAUGGAUUUAUUUAACAUUUUAAAUAUCAGUGAAACAAAGGACACUUCCGUGGAAAAAAUCAAGGAAACUAUUGGUGCAUGUGAUGUUUCAAUCAUUGAUUACUGUGAAAAGUGUUUUACACUUUUUCCAGAGGAUAAAAAAUUAUAUAAAUGCAUACAGGAUGGAUGCGACGGACUUCGAUAUAAAGGUAGUUCAAAUAAACAACAAAACAUGGAAAAAAAGUGUUUCUUUGCCUGCCUGUCAAUUGAUAAGCAAAUUAAAGACAUAUUACAACAGGAUGGAAUAUGGUCUUGCAUAAAGAACUACAAAAAACAGACUGCCAAAACAGAUGCAGUGACAGAUAUUCUAAAUGGAAGAUUGUAUAGAACAUUUUCAGAUCAAGGAGAAAGAUUGUUUGAGACAGAAAAUUUGAGCCUUAUUUUCAACACUGAUGGAGUGCCACUUUAUAGAUCAUCUGGAGUGAGUAUAUGGCCUGUUUACCUCGUUCUUAAUGAACUUCCCCCUAUUAUGAGGUUUUCCAGACAAAAUAUUAUUCUUUGGGGAGUCUGGCAAGGAAAAGGAAAACCACAUUUUCAAACCUACCUCCAGCCAUUUAUACAGCAGCUCAUUUCCUUAAAAACAAAAGGGAUUCAGGUUACAAUCGAUGAGACUAUUUUGGAUGUGAAAGUUUUUCUUUUAGCUGGCAGUUUAGAUUUACAGGCUAAAGCUGCUGUAGCCCACAUGACACAGCACAAUGGACAAUUUGGAUGUAUAUCUUGCGAGGAACCUGGUGUUGUAGUGUCCCAAGGUAAAGGUCAUUGCAGAGCCUUUCCAUUUAGGGAGAUUCCACCUGUAUUGAGGUCAAGCACAGGAUUGCUGGACAAUGGGAUUGAGGCCAUGGAAUCAACCAACAAAAAUGAGAGAGCUAAAGGAAUUAAAGGAAUAAAGGGGGUCUCAGCCUUGCAUGGAUUAGACUACUUUGAUAUAGUCAAUGGACUCGUUCCCGACUAUAUGCAUGGAGCACUCUUGGGUGUGACAAAGAAGAUGUUGCAAUUGCUAUUCACAUCAAAGUACUCAAAGGAACCAUUUUAUAUUGGUGACCAUAUAACUACAAUUGACAAGUACCUCACAGGAAUGCAACCAACAGAUAAUAUUUCCAGAUUGCCUCAUUAUGUAUCAAACCUUGGCCCUUUGUGGUGUUGGUCCUGUUUCCCAUUUGAAGAUCUUAAUGGCGCUCUACUUGAAUCUGUUCAUGGAACAGGCAAUGUCUGUUUGCAGAUUCUGUGGACAGUACAAGCCAAUAAGAGAUUGUCAGUGGAUAGUCAGUUUAUAUCAGAUUCGCAAAGGAAAGAAUAUGUCCGCAGAAUGUUGAGUUCUGGAAGGCCAGUGAAAAUUAAGUCUAUAGCAAAGAACUGUAAAAUCGCUGGACAUUUGCACCCUGAAACUGUUGACAACGAAACAGCUUUAAAACUCAAACUUGCACUUGGCAUUUCACCAGACAGUGACUUAGGGGAUCUUUACAAAUCUUUUAGAGUAGUUGUAGGCAAUAAUUGUGUCAUUUACAGUGAAAACUAUACUAGAAUGAGUAAGCGCAUAGGAUAUGUUGUUCUUACAUGUAUGCCAGAUUUAAAACUUGCUAUGGUGAGUCAUUUUUUACUGCAUGCAUCAAGUAAGUUAUGCUUUGCUGUAGUUAGGAAGUUAGAGUUGAAUGAUGGGCACAAUUCAUUGCUCCAUCCCUCUGUAUCACAUAUGAUGAAGAUAAGGCCUUUUGAAGAACAAUCUGAAGAAAAGUACAUUCUACCCACUGACAAAAUUCUAGAAAAAUUGCUUCUUUUGCAAGGAAACAAAAAUCAUGUUUGUCUUGCAAGACUGCCAAAUUUAUAUGGUCAAUGCUUUUGAAAUUACCAUACCAUUUGUUAAGUUUUGGCAUUUUGAAAUUACCAUACCAUUCGUUAAGUUUUGGCAUUUUGAGAUGCCCCCUCUAGUAACAAGAUGGUAGAAUUUUGUGUUUCUUACAUAUAUUGUAUGAUAAAGUAUAACUCAUCAAAUAUUUUAGUAUAUUUACAUUAGCUGUGUUUUCCUAGUAAGCUUACUGUGGAAUUGAUUUGAAAAACAUUUUCGUGUAUACUCACGCGUAGAAAUAUACACGGAGAAACGUGCGUUAACGUGACGUCACAAUGAGAAUGCAGCGAUGUUAGUAAAAUGCAAUAAUAUAGGACAGCGAGAUAUUCAAAUAUUGAUUAUUUUUUGGAUGCCUCCAAACAAGUAAAAUGUAAAUAUAAUGAAUGUUUUUCAGUUUAGUGUGAAUUAUUGGUUUGUGAAUAACACAGACUUGCACGUAGGCAUAUUUUUCAUAAAGCGCUAGCUUCAAAACUCAAACUUGCACUUGGCAUUUCACCAGACAGUGACUUAGGGGAUCUUUACAAAUCUUUUAGAGUAGUUGUAGGCAAUAAUUGUGUCAUUUACAGUGAAAACUAUACUCGAAUGAGUAAGCGCAUAGGAUUUGUUGUUCUUACAUGUAUGCCAGAUUUAAAACUUGCUAUGGUGAGUCAUUUUUUACAUCAGGAUGAUUUGAUGCUGUUUUUCAUAUUUUUCAUAAAGCGCUAGCUUCAAAACUCAAACUUGCACUUGGCAUUUCACCAGACAGUGACUUAGGGGAUCUUUACAAAUCUUUUAGAGUAGUUGUAGGCAAUAAUUGUGUCAUUUACAGUGAAAACUAUACUCGAAUGAGUAAGAGCAUAGGAUUUGUUGUUCUUACAUGUAUGCCAGAUUUAAAACUUGCUAUGGUGAGUCAUUUUUUACAUCAGGAUGAUUUGAUGCUGUUUUUCAUAUUUUUCAUAAAGCGCUAGCUUCAAAACUCAAACUUGCACUUGGCAUUUCACCAGACAGUGACUUAGGGGAUCUUUACAAAUCUUUUAGAGUAGUUGUAGGCAAUAAUUACAAGUGUCAUUUACAGUGAAAACUAUACUCGAAUGAGUAAGCGCAUAGCCAGGAUUUGUUGUUCUUACAUGUAUGCCAGAUUUAAAACUUGCUAUGGUGAGUCAUUUUUUACAUCAGGAUGAUUUGAUGCUGUUUUUCAUAUUUUUCAUAAAGCGCUAGCUUCAAAACUCAAACUUGCACUUGGCAUUUCACCAGACAGUGACUUAGGGGAUCUUUACAAAUCUUUUAGAGUAGUUGUAGGCAAUAAUUGUGUCAUUUACAGUGAAAACUAUACUCGAAUGAGUAAG
Molecule: messenger RNA, 4239 nt
Organism: Saccostrea cuccullata (small rock oyster)
Lineage: Eukaryota; Metazoa; Mollusca; Bivalvia; Ostreida; Ostreidae
Exons: 5
Coding region: 311-2911 (866 amino acids)
Source: RefSeq, a predicted model, not a curated record